Bipolaris sorokiniana ND90Pr is the source of this 540-nucleotide messenger RNA. RefSeq lists its product as uncharacterized. Bases 126 to 446 code for a protein of 106 amino acids. The record is from RefSeq and is a predicted model, not a curated record. Lineage: Eukaryota; Fungi; Ascomycota; Dothideomycetes; Pleosporales; Pleosporaceae. The transcript has a single exon.
UAGUCGUACCAGCAAUUGCAACGAACGACUCCUCGAAUCACCAGGCGUGCGAUUGUAAACGACAGAUACAACACGAUAGACAGGAUCAAAGAUGGGGACUGGUAAAGCAAACGUCACAGUAACGAAUGACCCAAGAAAAACGAGAGAGGGAGAGAAACGCAAACCGACUCUCUCAAAGUCGCAAGAAAGAGAGAGAGAGAGAGAGAGAAAGGUAUCGGACCAAGAAAGCGACUCUUUUCAUCCCCUCCCCAAUCUUUUUCCCUUUACACAACAUUAAACCACCCCAAAAAGGGCCACUCAAGCCCGCCACGCGCAGCCGUCCUAACCUUAAAAGGAGGUGGAAGGGUCCAAGAAUAUGCCGAUACGGCGGCCCACGCCCGCAAGCCACCAUUAUCGCCCUUGGCACACAUACUUGUCAAUACCCAAAACAGCGGGUAUAUGUCUAGAACCACUUUGCUAUGUACGAACACAAACAAGCCCCCUCUCCCCUAAAAUAAAAAAAUAAAAAAAGGAAAAGAAGCAGACGGCAACAGAGUAAAC